UGUUGGCUCCCGGCGGGUCCGGCAGGCCCGCUGGACCCGCCCAGCGCUCCAUGAUCUGCCCAACCCCGCGCGAUGGUGACAGCGCAGAGGUUGAUGCUGGACUAACCCACAGAUCACAGAAUGAAGGCGGGGAGCGCGGCCGGCGGGCAGCAGGGGCUGUCUCCCCGACUCCCAGCCCAGAGAGGCGGUUCAACUACCUGAACCCGGAAAACGCCAACAAGUAGCUUGUCGAGAAAGGAGAAGGGAGACUCAGCUGGCCGCCAAGACUCGGUCCAGCUGCCCGGAGAACCUGGUCCCUUCGGAAACUAAAGCAGAGCCUUUUCUCUUGGUCUUAAGUCAUGUCUGAGCCACAGAGAUAGACGGGCAAGAUCGAGAAGGAGGAGAAGGUGAUCCUCAAUGUCGGGGGCACCCGACACGAAACCUACCGCAGCACCCUCAAGACUGCCAGGAACGCGCCCGGCUCUUCUCGCCGCCUCGGAGCCCCAGGGCGCCUGCCUGACCGCGGCGGGUGACAGCUGCAGCCCUGGCCCCCUCCACUCCUUCACCACCGUGAUCUCCACCGCCUCCUUUGUCCCGGGUCCCGGUGGCUGCUCGGAGGGCGGCGCGAGCAACUGCAGUUCCCAUGACCACCCUGCAGGCGGCAGUUCUUAUUUGACCGGCCUCCAGGACUCUGCCUGUGUGCUCAAUUACCAAUGCGCCAGCAAGCUCCUGUGCCCCACUGACGUGGGCCGGCCACUGGUCCAGGAGGAGCUGCCCUGCUGCUGGAUGGCCCACUUGCAGCAUCCCAACGCACAAGAGGCUCUGGACGUCUUCACGACCCCCAACCUGAUCGGUGGCGACCCUGGCGAUGACGAGGACCUGGCGGGCAAGAGGCUGUGAAUAGAGGACAAGGGAGGGCUUGGGGCACUGGCCGGCAAGACUGGCCUCUGGGAUAGACUGCAGCUCCGCUUGUGAGCCCUCUUUGAGGACCUCUACUCAUCCACAGCUGCCAGGGAAAAUUAAAGUGUAGAGGAGCUAAGAGUCUGGAAAAUGGACAUGAGAUUCUCCACUACCACUCAUGUGCCUCCUCCAUCCUGACCAUUCAGAGCCAGCCCAGGAACAGACACUGCAAAUGUGAUGACAUCAGUGCUGAAUGGAAUUAAGAGUCUUCUACUCUCAGAAAAAGUAGAGCCAGAGAAUAAUUGGGGAAGAUCACUGGAAAGAAUGUUGCUGCAUUUUUUCUCCUGAACUUCUUCCUCUAGCCCUGCCAUUUCAGGACCAUGGGUAUUCAUUCCUUCUGGGGAAGAAAAAUGUACCUUAGAAGAAGAGAUUAUUCCUGAGUUUCUGGUAGAAAAUUGAAUUUCUCUUAAUAUCUCUAGUGAGAUGAUAGUUUCAAAAGGCAUGUGGUUCACUCUGAGAGCUGUGUACUUAACAGGGGGAAAAUAUCAAUGCUCUCAAAGUUUUCUUUUUUUCCUAGCAGGCUAGGAAGGAUGCAGAAUACAAGGGAAAAAAGAGUGUCAGAGAGAGGGAAGACACAAAAGUCCUUCCUGGGCCAAGGGAGAACUUACAAGGAACCACAGAGACAGAUUCAGGAUUUAAAUGCCACUCUAUAGGGUGUGCUCCUUUCCUCCUUCCCCAGAUAGAAAUGAGCUGGGGAAGAGGUAUCUGGGGAGUGAAAGAAGGAAAAGUGAAACUGGGAAGCCCAGAGCAUAGGAUUUUGUACCCAAUUUCCUGUUUGUACCUCAAUGAAAAGUUUACUGCAUGUCUUAUUAACAAUAGGAGCAAUCUCUGGAGAGUAAGAGUGGUGCCUGGCACAUUUAGACAUCAAGCACUUCUGGGAAAGUGUCUGGAUUUGGAAACAGUAAAACGGUGACAUUCAAGUGCUUAGUGGACAUAUUUUCAGGAAUCUGUGCUACAUCACACAUUUUUCAAAUGACUGAGAAAUUCACAUUAGAUAUAAAUUUCUGUGCAACUCUACAAGGGGAGAGAGAGAAAGAGAGAGAUUGUACUAUAUUAUAGGCAAAUAUUAUGUUAUAUUUCAAAUUUCCAGGAAUAAGAUGGUGGGAUGCCCUGCAGAGGAAAAUCAUUUCUUCCCAAACUGUACAUGAAAAUACCCAAAGGGGGCUAUAACAAUGCAUUUCCAUUGAACUAUAUAAAACUUAAGCUCAAAACAAAUAUCGAGUUUAAAAUCUCAGUCCCAUCCUUAGCCCUCUGUCUUAGUUGCUGGAGUACUCAUAAUGCUUUCUUGGCUUUUCACAAGGGGCUCUUUCUAAGCCUGAGGAAGAUGUCUAACCAUAAUUGUUUAAAGUAAAACAAAUGACUCACAUAUGUUGGUAAAGUUUUUGAGAUUGCUUUGACAAAGUCACACCUUUUAACUUUCUAGUCAACCAAUACUAUAUAAAUAAGGAUUCAAGGACAAAAAUCAACAUACCAUUACAGCUAAUAGCCCUAAUAUUCUGGACUUCUUCUCUUGGAAAAAAUUAAUUUUUAAAAAUGCAUUGAAAAAUAAUUCAAUCAAUAUACAAGGACAUAAAAAGUAGAAGCUCCUCACACAUUAGUACAAAUAUUAUCCAAACACAGUCACUGGUAACUUUCUACAAGUCUACACAGAUAAAUGGGGGGUGGGCAGAGCACACAAACACAAGAUGUUUACUUGUAUACAAAUAAAUGAUUUAGUUUUUUUCUUCACAAACCAAAUGAGCCAGUACCAUAUUUAUUAUUUUGUAUUUACAGAUUUUGCAAAGCAAUAAUCCCAAAAUGUUUGCCCAGGUUCAUAGGUAUAGAUCAACAAACAUCCUUUUCAAUAGCUUCAUCAUAACAUAAUCUAGCUAUAAUAUCAUAAAGUAGCUAUUUUUCUUAUUGAUGAGUAUUUCUAAACCUUUCCUAUCCAACUAUUACAGCAAACAUUGUUAUAUGACUAUUUCCUCAAACUUAUAAGUAUUUGUUGGGUCUACUUUUAGUCACAUGUAAGUAAUAAUCUCAUUCCAUAUGAGAAAAGAUACAUGACCAGUUUACCCCUGGUAGCACAGUUCCUCUAGUGUUGAGUCUGAAUGCAGUGUUCCUUUUGGUGUUUGUCCAAAGUUUUGCUUUGGUAGUUUAUCUUUUAAUCAUAAUAAGGAUCAGCAUUUUCAAAGAAUCCUAGAGUGUUCAGUGAGAAGGAACUCUGGUAGAUUUGUAAUUGAGAGCUGGAGAACAGACCUCCAAGGCAACACAGCUACUCAGCAGUCAAUGCGAGAAUAGAAAUAUGCUUCCUAAUUCCAGACCACUUUCACUGGAUCAUACUCCACCUGCUUGCUGGAGGAGACACCCAUGCUUAGAAACCUUCUUAUGAAAGCAGCAACUGGAACUGUAAGAGCUCCUGAUGUGGAGCUUCCCCAGGGGAUCCCUUCUCGCCACAGGAAAUCUUAAGCAGUUUCUUUCCUUCACUUAAUUCAUCACAAGACACUGAUAGGGUCUGCUGGCUGGAUAUAGAAAAGCAAAAUGUGUGCCUUGUUCUUAAAAUACUUCAUUUGAAACAGGAACAAUGAGGUUAGUAAAUUUUUCAAAGGAUUUCUUUUGCCCCAAUUCUUUGAGGACAAUCAAGGAAACAGAAAAAAAGAUCAAUGGACCACUUUGGAGGUUCAAAGCAGUCAAAAAUAACAUCUCACUAGAUGAGUCAGAAAAGUCUUCAUGGAGUGUAUUACCUGUGACCUUUAAAGAUCAAUAGGGGAGAGGAUUAAAAAUGUGAUCCUUUUCUCUCUCCCCUAUGAAGUCACUUUCUAAAUAUAAACAUUUUCAUUUUCAUUUGCAUACACACACACACAAAGAAGUAAAAUACAAUUCUAAGAAAGUCUUAUGUAGAUGUAGAAAAAAUGUUGAGUAAAAAUUACAUAUAUUCAAAAUGAAAGAGCUUAAGGAAUUUUCAGUCCUAUUCAGUACAAAUUGAAGAACAGAAAAGUUUGUUCAAAAACUUACCAUCCCACAUGCACUCCUCUGGCAUCUGUAGGAUGAAGACAAACCAGCGCUCAGAGGCAAGCAGAAUUGCAAUGAUCCAAUUUAGAGAGAUGAACUGAUUGAUGAAUUGACUUCUUCUGCCUUAGGGCAGUGCGAUUUUUGAUAGUUUGCUUUAAAAUACACUUUAGGUAGAGACAAAAAUUCCAGUGCUGAACACUAAUUUCUUUCAAAUAGGUUUUUCUCUGUGUUAGAGAGAAAACAGCUUUAGUACUUCCCACCUCUUUCUGAAGAGAGAGGGAAAGACUCUGGAAAGAACUUGCCCUUGGCAAUCAAUCUUGCCAGGCUUGUAACUGGUCACUAAUUAGCCUUUAACACCAUAGUCCAUCUUGCAGGUCAGCAACACGGUCAUCAUCAUCCACGUUCCUGUGCCCCAGGUGGGUAGGCAUUUCCGUAGUGUGACAAUCUUCCUCUGCCCAUACAAUUCCUACUGCUGGACAGGUCUUCUCCUUUCUCCCUGUUCUCAAAAGUCAUAUAUUCAUCACUUAAAGCAACUCAAGUGUUCCUCUGAAGCUUUUGCAAUCAAGCCAGGCCUCGUACUUCAUGCUGACAUUGUCCCCCUCACAUAAUAUGCUCCAGUCACACUGAAAUGAUGAUGGAUCCUAGACUCUUUCCAACCUAAGGAUCCCUGUUCAUGUUAUUUCCUACUCUCAGAGCUCUUAUCCUUCCAUUCCUUGGUUGGCUAAUUCAUACUAUUCCUCUGAGUCCCCAUUUAAAUAUCAUGACUUCAGAGUCCUUCAAUGUGAUCCUCUCCUAACCAGCACCCACACUCACACGUUCACUCAAAAAACAUGGUCAUUUUUUUUGUCUCAUAUCUUAUAAAUGUUCUCAAUAAAAAGACUUCUAUAAGAAUGUUUUAUUCUAGAAACUUUCAAAACAUCUUUUUACAUUUUUUAAUGUUUAAUUUUUAAUUUUUUUAUUUUUACAGACUGCAUU
Molecule: messenger RNA, 4905 nt
Organism: Sciurus carolinensis (gray squirrel)
Lineage: Eukaryota; Metazoa; Chordata; Mammalia; Rodentia; Sciuridae
Product: potassium voltage-gated channel subfamily C member 2-like
Exons: 2
Coding region: 397-879 (160 amino acids)
Source: RefSeq, a predicted model, not a curated record